Messenger RNA from Zophobas morio, 2207 nucleotides. Its product is annotated as discoidin domain-containing receptor 2-like. The coding region runs from base 305 to 1960 and encodes 551 amino acids. The transcript is spliced from 5 exons. NCBI's taxonomy places the organism in Eukaryota, Metazoa, Arthropoda, Insecta, Coleoptera, Tenebrionidae. The record is from RefSeq and is a predicted model, not a curated record.
AUCACGAUGGUGGGAGACGCUCUCGAUGGUGGGGGCAGAUAGGGACCUCUCACCAUUGGAUAUCUGAGUUUUCGCUUUAGUGUUCCGUUCCAGCGUUCGUUGUGUACGGGCUUGAAUUGAAUCUUUACGAGUGGAGCUUUACGCGUGUUUUACGAGUGUGCUGUUAAACUAUAUUUUAAUUUUUAUUACUCGAAUUUGGUGCAUUUUUUUUUUUUGUUUUAUUCGACGCCUCGUGCGGAUUAUGCUAUGUGAUGAUUGAUAAGAUAAAUGCCUUAGCCUACGAGCAUACAGGUUGGCGCUGAAGAUGAAGGUGCUCCUGUUGGCUGUGAUGGUCCUGUUGGUGACAGCAGCAGAUGGCAUCGAACCCUCACAAUGUAUUGCGCCGAUGGGCAUGGAAACGGGCGCCAUCAAGGACGAGGAUAUCACCGCCAGCUCCUCGUUCGAACACGGAAAUGUUGGACCUCAUCACGGAAGGCUAAGAAACGAGCUGGACGGUGGUGCGUGGUGUCCGCAAAGCGCAGCCACUCCGGACCUGAAGGAAUGGAUUCAGAUCGAUCUGCACACCGUUCACAUGAUAACGGCGACAGAAACGCAAGGUCGGUUUGGGAACGGUAAGGGCAUGGAGUUCGCGGAGGCAUACGUUUUGGAAUAUUGGCGGCCUCGCCUUCUGAACAAAUGGAUCCGCUAUCGUAAUCGCACCGGUGCGGAAGUCCUGAAAGGCAACAUAAACACGUACCUCGAGUCGAAGACCGUGCUCGAUCCGCCCAUAUGGGCGAGUAAAAUUAAGUUUCUGCCGCUCAGUCACCACGAGCGGACCGUUUGUAUGCGCGUCGAGAUCUACGGAUGUCGAUGGACUGAUGGCAUCGUGAGUUAUUCGAUGCCGCAAGGUGAUAAGAGGGGAACGAGCUGGGAGUUCUACGACACUUCGUACGACGGGCACUGGGACGGCGAGAAGCUCCAGUACGGUCUAGGGCAACUCACCGACGGAAGGGUCGCCCCCGACGACUUCAAGGCGACGUUCUAUCAGACGAACUCGCAGCAGGGAUGGGUGGGCUGGAAGAACGACACCCGCAAGAACAAGCCGAUCGAAAUAGUUUUCGAGUUCGAUAAGGUGCGCGAGUUUACGGCGGUGCAUAUUUACAGCAACAACCAAUUCACUAAAGACGUUCAAGUGUUUUCGCAAGCGAGAGUGCUGUUUAGCGUGGGCGGAAAGCGCUACAAAGGUGAGCCCAUCACGUUUGAUUACAUCGAAGAUCGCAUUUGGGAGACUCCACGCAACGUUUCGAUUAGGCUCCACCAUCGCGUGGGGAGAUUUGUUAAAGUACAGUUGCAGUUCGCUGCUAGAUGGCUGAUGAUUAGCGAAGUAACUUUCGAUUCGUCCGUCGUUAACGGCAAUUUCACGGAAGAAGAGGAAGAAGAGCAAGAAGAACAAUCGUCGCAGAAGGACGAGAUCGCCGCCGCGGGAGCGGACAAUAAAAACGUCGUAAGUGCCGUGAACACCCCGUCAGGACUGGGACAAUACCUCGGCGUGAUAGUCGGAGUAUUAUCAGUGCUCGUAGUGUUAAUGGUGGCGGUAGUAGUUUUCGUUGUAAUACAACAAAGAAGAUAUAAAUCAUCGCCGCGGCCGUCUCAAGUGCCAGGCGGCUGCGAUAAGGCAGCACUCUAUCGCGAGCCGAGUAUGGGAAGACUUCCGGGUAGUUCCGAUUAUGCAGACGUUCGCGACCCCGAAUAUGCUGUGCCCUUACAACCUCCACAAACUCCCCGCGCACCGCCGCCCCUGCACAACUUCCUUCCGAAACCGCCUCCGGUUCCGCCACCCCCUGAGCGUUACUACGCGGCCACAGAAAUAUGCAACUCUGGCUUUGUGCCACCGCCACCUCCUUUGUCUACGCCGCCGCCGGUUAGGCUCAGCAGACAACCUAGAUAUGUUUCAAAUACCAGAACAUAUGUUGGACCUUAAACUGUGAUAAAUCAUCCUUAAAACGGCGCCAUUAAUGUUGCCGUUACUUUUUGGCUCCUCGCCAUGAUUUGCCAAGGCUGAAGACUACCAAAUAUGCUUAUUAAUUCGUCGCUUUUAUAAUAAGACAAUCCACUAUCGUACCAUGUGCUAUCUGUGUUGUACAUAGAAAACCCUAUUUUAAAUUAUCAGAAAUUGUUUAUACCUUUGUACAUAUUCGUGAUAAAUGUAAAUAAAUAGCGUAUACGUA